Messenger RNA from Colletotrichum lupini, 210 nucleotides. RefSeq lists its product as uncharacterized. Lineage: Eukaryota; Fungi; Ascomycota; Sordariomycetes; Glomerellales; Glomerellaceae. The record is from RefSeq and is a predicted model, not a curated record. The transcript has a single exon. Bases 1 to 210 code for a protein of 69 amino acids.
AUGAGUUGGAAGGGUACCUGGCGACACAUGCUCCGCUCCAGCGUUUUGACGCGGCCCAGCCAGCGCGGCAUCGUGUACAUCAGCUCUUCAUCAGACACCCACAUGGGAACUGUGACUGACAGAGACGCAGUACUGUUACUGGGAGUGGACGUGGAUCCAUCACAGAGGUGUGAAUCAACCAAGGAUGGGAAGAAAGAAAAAAAAGUGUGA